UUCUUCGAAAUGGUCUACACUACAUUCGACUCCCUUCCCAUGCACCCUACCCCACCUAAUUCCUUCCUUGCCGGCCAUCAUACAUGGCAUUCCUGAAACUUCUCGCUCGCCACCACAACCAACUCUCCACCCAAACCCGUCGUCUCUCCGUCGCCGCCGCCGCCGCCGUCCUUCCGGAGACCGCAAUCUGGACUCCCGCCCCUCUCCUAACCGUCUCUCCCGCCGCGAGGUCCCUCUUCCACGUUGCAAUCGACGUCUCUGAUUCUCCUGAGCUCGCCGUGUCCCACACUAGGGCCGGGCAGUAUCUCCAGCUCCGAGUCCCCCGCGUCGCCAAACCGUCCUUCCUUGCUAUUGCUUCCCCGCCUUCCCUCGCCGCCGCCAGGGGCGUGUUUGAGUUUUUAGUGAAGAGCGUUCCCGGCUCCACCGCUGAGCUUCUAUGUGAUCUCCGACGAGGUGAUAUUGUAGAGUUGAGCCAUAUUAUGGGGGAUGGUUUCGACAUCGAUCGGAUCUCUCCGCCAGAGAAGUUUCAGACUGUUCUAAUUUUUGCCGCCGGAUCUGGAAUCAGCCCAAUUCGAUCUUUAAUUGAGGCAGGGUUUGGUGCUGACCAGAGAUCUGAUGUGCGAUUAUAUUAUGGUGCAGAAAAUCUAGAGAGAAUGGCCUAUCAGGAUAGGUUUAAAAAUUGGGAAGCUUCCGGAGUUGACAUUGUACCAGUAUUGUCUCAACCUGAUGACACUUGGACUGGAGAUUGUGGAUUUGUGCAGGCUGCAUUUUCCAAAGCCAAAAGAACUUUUAGCCCUCGGUCCACUGGUGCAGUGCUUUGUGGACGAAGACGAAUGACUGAGGAGGUUACUUCUGUUCUUUUAGCAAAUGGCGUCCCAGCUGAGAAGAUUCUAAAGAACUUCUAACUUGAAAUCGGAAGUGUUGCUUGUAUUAUAUUUCUCGCUCACAACAAAUCAUUCAAUUUGACCUGCUCUGAGGAGCAAGAUUUUGCAAAUGCGGUAUACAAACACCCGAAGUCCUUGCCUGUUGCCUUCUGUAGCUGAUGUACUGUACUUCAGAGGAGAAAGAGUAGAUGAAGUUUUGUAGGGAGGUAUGUUGUGCUCUCAAAUUAUUGAUAGUAGCUUUCUCAUUUUUCCUUUUUUGCCAUUAUUUAUAAUUACUAAAAGUGGCUAUUUGGAAAGAUGGUGCCCCAAUAUUCUUUGUACACAAUCUAUACAAAUUCUUGUAGCCUAAUUAGUUUUUUAGUAUUGUAUGGUUAUGCGCUAGAAAUUACAUACACAGUUUCAUGGAGAAAAUUAAUAAAAAUUACAUACAUAUAGUUUCAUUCACUGUA
Ipomoea triloba (trilobed morning glory) is the source of this 1333-nucleotide messenger RNA. RefSeq names its product fruit protein pKIWI502-like. Bases 84 to 905 code for a protein of 273 amino acids. The transcript has 5 exons. The record is from RefSeq and is a predicted model, not a curated record. NCBI's taxonomy places the organism in Eukaryota, Viridiplantae, Streptophyta, Magnoliopsida, Solanales, Convolvulaceae. Gene Ontology annotation, molecular function: oxidoreductase activity.